AUGACAUUAUCUAGUAGGUGGAAAAUUCUGAAUAAAGAGUUGGCGAAAUGGAGAGAUGCCUUGGCAAAAGUGAUGAACAACCAUAGAAGCGGGGAAAACCUUAGCAAUAAGGUGGUGAAGAAUUGUAAGAGAUUUCGAAUUAUUCCAACAGGUCCGACGGUGGUGUUGAACGAGACACCAGCAUCGGAUUCACCUAUGGAUUCCCCGAUGAGUCAAGACUCACCUAUCGAAAAGGAGCCGAGGCCUAUUGGGAGGAAGGCGGCGAAGGCGAAGAGAGAGAGUAAUUCUACCAAGAAUGCAUCUAAAUUUUUGGAGGAAAUUUCAAAGCACCAAGCCAUGAGAAUUGAAAUGGACAUGAAACAACAAGAGCACGAUAGGGCAAUUCAACUAGAAUAUGCAAAAGAAAUGGAGUAUGUACGCCAAGAAAAGAUUGAAAAAAAGGAUCGGGAAACAAUGGCCAUGGAUACAAGCCAUAUGUCCCCUGAAACAAAAUAA
Molecule: messenger RNA, 495 nt
Organism: Prunus armeniaca (apricot)
Lineage: Eukaryota; Viridiplantae; Streptophyta; Magnoliopsida; Rosales; Rosaceae
Source: the annotation of a GenBank genome assembly